Messenger RNA from Eruca vesicaria subsp. sativa (arugula), 784 nucleotides. The record is from the annotation of a GenBank genome assembly. NCBI's taxonomy places the organism in Eukaryota, Viridiplantae, Streptophyta, Magnoliopsida, Brassicales, Brassicaceae.
CCUACUCGUGCUUCCCUCGCGUCGCAGACUAUCGUAAUCAGAAUUUUCCGGUUUUUAAAGAAAUGAAUUUCUUAAACUCAGCAGCGUCGUUAUGCAGAAGAGUUAGUUUGAGGGAACUUAUCACCGAGGUUCCUGCUUACGGUGGCAGUGGCAUUUCCGAUUGUUCUUCAAGUGGGUUGAGUUUGGUGUUAAAGCGUUGGGCUACUAAGAAAACCGCUGGUUCCACCAAGAACGGUCGUGACUCUAAACCCAAGAAUCUCGGCGUCAAGAAAUUCGGAGGAGAGAAUGUGAUACCGGGAAACAUUAUAGUCCGUCAACGUGGGACUCGGUUUCAUCCGGGGGACUAUGUUGGGAUCGGGAAGGACCAUACUUUGUUUGCGUUGAAAGAGGGACGAGUCAGGUUCGAGAAAGACAAGAUCACUGGACGGAAGUGGAUUCAUGUUGAUCCUAAGGGAGGUCAUGUUCUUCACCCUAUCUACACUAAAGCUGCUGCAAUGGCCAAGUCCACUAAGAUAGAGACAGCUUCUUCCUCGUGAAAAGACAUUGAUUCAAAGUGUCUUUCUUUUGUUAGAUAAUACUUUCUCGAACAGCAACGCACUCAAUUCAAUAACACGUGCUGUUUUAGUCUUUGUCUGAAAACUGAUCAUUUGUUUUUCUACGCCCAAGGCACAAGUUCAAUUCUUCAAAAGAUUAUCAAAUGUUUUCUUCUCCGGUACAUUGUUGUAUUCAUUACUCUCACUUUUUUUGAUUAUCAAAUGGUUUCCCCGGCCCAUUUGACAGUGGG